UCGUGUCCAAUCGUAUCCUACGUCGUCGCGGCGCGCGGCGGUGUAAGACGUGUAGGAGUGUUCAGCCGCUAAAAACACACGACACGAGUGAAUUAAGGCUCGCGAGGCAUAUAGUGUUGUUCAGCUCAAGCGAGUGCUGUCGUUUUCGACGUGUCGAACGACGUGGAAUCGUGGAGGCGACGUAAAGCGAACCCUUGAAUAAGAUUUCGAGCGACACUCGACGUCUCGGUGCUCGGGGGUCUUGCGACGUGCGGAAAUCGAAAGCGUCGAAAGUAACGAGUCAUCGAGCAAUUCAAGAUGGCAGAGGGCCAGGAGAGUCACAGAAAAAUUACGAUAAACGUGAAAACGCCCAAGGAAAAACAGACUGUCGAGAUUGAGGAGAAUGCCACGAUCAAGGAUUUCAAGGAUGUUGUCUCGAAGAAAUUCAAUGCGCAGCCGGAUCAGCUCUGCCUCAUCUUCGCUGGAAAGAUCAUGAAGGACCAUGAGACAUUGACAACCCAUAAUGUCAAGGAUGGCUUGACUGUUCAUUUGGUGAUAAAGGCACCUCGUGCACCAACCAGUCAGAGUCAAGAGACAGUGCCACAGCAGAGGCCUCAAGCCGAUGUUAGUGCCAGCCCCUUUGGUCUGGGCAGUCUCGGAGGUCUGGUUGGUCUGGAGAGUCUUGGCUUGGGCUCAGGUAAUUUUAUGGAGUUGCAGCAACGUAUGCAAAGAGAAUUACUCUCCAAUCCUGAGACGAUGCGCCAAGUUUUGGAUAACCCACUGGUUCAGAGUCUCAUGAAUGAUCCGGAGAACAUGCGUACUUUCGUCACAGCUAAUCCUCAGAUGCAGGAACUGAUGGAACGUAAUCCAGAAAUUAGUCACAUGCUGAAUAACCCUGAUUUGUUAAGACAAACAAUGGAGUUGGCUCGAAAUCCGUCUAUGCUGCAGGAAUUGAUGCGCUCACACGAUCGUGCCCUCUCCAAUCUCGAAAGUAUUCCUGGUGGUUACAGUGCUUUAAGACGCAUGUAUCGCGAUAUCCAGGAGCCUAUGCUGGCCGCUGCUGCAAACGAUCGCAAUCCUUUUGCGGCUCUCGUUGAUAAUGGAAAUCCGCAAGAUGCGCAGCCAAAUCCACAACAAGGUCAGGAAAACAGAGAUCCUUUGCCUAAUCCUUGGAGUCAGGGACAGAGCGAGCCUAGUGGCCAGGGCACCGCGACACCACAUGUGCCAACACCCGGAAGGGGCUUGCUAGAUUCUCCAGGCAUGCAAAGUUUGGCGGCGCAGAUGAUGGAAAAUCCUCAGCUGAUGAGAAACAUGUUAAAUGCCCCGUAUACGCGAUCGAUGCUGGAAGCCAUGGCUGCUGAUCCAGCAAUGGCUAGUAGAGUGAUUGCCGCGAAUCCUUUCCUGAGAUCGAAUCCACAGAUGCAGGAGCAGAUGCGUGCCAUGAUGCCCGCCUUUAUUCAGCAAAUGCAGAAUCCCCAAAUUCAGAGUGUCGUUACCAAUCCAGACGCCCUGGCAGCCAUCAUGCAAAUUCAACAAGGAAUGGAGCAAUUACGCACAGUCGCACCGGAGCUUGUUGAGAACAUGGGACUAACUGUACCAACGACUGCGACAACACCAAUCGUUUCGACGACACAUCAAACGACGACUGCGGGGCAACCGACGGACACAAACCAGCAAGACGCCUUCUCUCAAUUUAUGGCCCGAAUGGUCUCGGCGAUGGCGCUAAAUCAAGGAGUAGAGGGCAGCGGACAGACAUUACCUCCACCCGAAGAACGUUACAGGGCUCAGCUCGAACAGCUGACGGCAAUGGGCUUCGUUAACAGGGAUGCCAAUUUGCAAGCAUUAAUCGCUACGUUUGGGGAUAUAAAUGCAGCCGUCGAGAGACUACUGGCCAACGGACAGGUUUCCAUGAGCUAACCACCAGUCGGCAGUGCCGUUAUUCCAUUAUAAUCUAUAAUUUUACCCCUAACGUCGGGCGAGGUGGUACAAAUAUCAAGCAACUUUGGCUGUCGAAAAUUAUAAUAACCUUCCCCCCUCCCCUCCACACUCCAAUCCCAACCACCCACCAUCAAAUACAUCCUACCCUGACUCUUGGCAGAAUACACGCUAUUGACUCGUUCAAAAUGUAUUUUUCUUUUUUCUUUUCAAUCAUAUUGUUUGGGGACACGUAUGAUCGGACAUUGAGUAAAGGGAAUCGAUGAGUGUGAAAUAUAAUAUACGAUAGAAUACGGUUA
Cephus cinctus (wheat stem sawfly) is the source of this 2213-nucleotide messenger RNA. RefSeq names its product ubiquilin-1 (gene Ubqn). Gene Ontology annotation, cellular component: cytosol. Gene Ontology annotation, molecular function: polyubiquitin modification-dependent protein binding. Lineage: Eukaryota; Metazoa; Arthropoda; Insecta; Hymenoptera; Cephidae. The transcript is spliced from 7 exons. The record is from RefSeq and is a predicted model, not a curated record. Bases 298 to 1896 code for a protein of 532 amino acids. Gene Ontology annotation, biological process: ubiquitin-dependent protein catabolic process.